AUGUAUGAAUUGUUGGCGGAAAUCGACUCUCUUCGACGAGAGAAGCAUUCAGCUCCAAGUCAGCCUAGUCCCCGUGUUUCUUUCCAGCCAGCUUAUGAGGGCUUGCAACCAGACACAUCACCAAUCUUGACCCAGUUUCGUGAUGAGGGCUCCGCACAGGAGCUUCAAACCUGGGAAAUCGCAGCUGAAGAACCAGAUCUGUCGUACAGAAAUGCCCAAGACCCUCCCCUGCCUCUUGCGUCGACGACAUCUCUACCACGUGUCUUGCAAGAUCUAUCAGUGUCGGGGGAGGAUGUCGACGCUUGCUUCCAGAUUUUCUUACAGCAUUACCUUUCCUACGUGCCGAUCCUAGAGAAUUCAUUACGUCCGGAUGAUUGUUAUGUCUACUCUCCCUUGCUCUUCUGGACCAUUCUAGCGAUUGGUAGUAUGCGUUUUGAACGCGAUCCCACGUUGAUCAUUGCAAUCGGUCCUAUGGUUAUGGAGCUGGCCAAAGAUGCGGUUUUUUCCUGCAAGGACGUUAUCGCCACCAUCCAGUCAUUCACACUACUCUGUACCUGGCCGAUGCCGGUAGAGACUCUGGAACGGGACCCCUCUCCAGCUUUGGCAGGGGCGGCUCUACAACUAGCCAUAAACAGUGGUCUUCACGUUUGGGGGAUUGGUCAAGACUUCUCUCGCCGGAGACUCAACCCGGGUGGGCAGAAUUCCGUGGAUUUUCGGGCCAAGCUCUGGGUGAACUGCCUGAUCGUCUGCCAGAGGGUAAACAUUGCCUUUGGCGUAUCUCCGCCAGUACUCCCUGACACGUAUCAGCGAGAGAAAUACAGUGAAAGACUAUCUGCGACAUUGACCCCCAGCAUUGAAUUCCAGAGGCGACUGUGUCUUAUCCACAGUGAAGGCAUCAUAACUCUCGAGAAGACUUUGAAUUCUAAAGUGUCCGAUGCAUAUACUGUGGCUCUAAAGUCAGAGAUUGAAAACAUUGUCAGCGACUUGAAGAGUCUACGGACGAGAAGUCCAUCUUCUUUUGAUCAAUUUCUCCUGGACGGAGCUGUGCUUCAGAUCUCUUGCUUCCACAUGCUCCUUCCUCAAUCGGCUCUCAGCAGUGAGACGCUGUUUCAACUGUAUGACAUUGCGGUCGUUUUCGCUGAGCUUGGAGCGGAGCUGGAUCAAAAACAAAAGAUUGCAGAGCAUGCGCCUCCCUUCUUCUCGAGAAUCAUGUUCCUGGCAUGCUGUGUGAUAUUGAGGAUUGCAAGGUCGAGCUUACGCGAAGCCCUGGACCUCAAGAAAGGGCGUGAAGUUUACUUCAAGACUAUCAUCCUGCACAAAAGACUUUCGAUCCGGCAUGACGACGCUUACUCGAGAGCCACAGUCAUUCUGUCCCAGCUCUGGUCAGGCAUGAGCUUGCUGUAUGAUUGCUGGUGGUAUUGGCGGCAAGAAUUCCAAGGACACCCAGACCCCUACCCAGAUGAAGAAAAUCGGAGCGAUGAGUCCGAAGAGAACAUGGCACUUCAGGCGACUCCGACCUCUACGGACUUUGGUAACAUGGAUUUGUGGUGGCCGUCAUACGAAAUUUUCACAGGCACCAAUGCCCAGGAUGCGGACUCGAGGUCUGGAGGCCUGGGAAACUUGACUGAGUUGGAGCCCAAUCUCGCCCCUGCAUAUCACAGCUUGCAUACUUUGCCAUCCCCGUUCGCUGCAGCAGGCAGGUCCGAGCAGUUUCCUCCCUGA
Molecule: messenger RNA, 1722 nt
Organism: Fonsecaea monophora
Lineage: Eukaryota; Fungi; Ascomycota; Eurotiomycetes; Chaetothyriales; Herpotrichiellaceae
Exons: 6
Coding region: 1-1722 (573 amino acids)
Biological process (GO): regulation of DNA-templated transcription
Cellular component (GO): nucleus
Molecular function (GO): transcription cis-regulatory region binding; DNA-binding transcription factor activity, RNA polymerase II-specific
Source: RefSeq, a predicted model, not a curated record